Somion occarium is the source of this 2854-nucleotide messenger RNA. The record is from the annotation of a GenBank genome assembly. NCBI's taxonomy places the organism in Eukaryota, Fungi, Basidiomycota, Agaricomycetes, Polyporales, Cerrenaceae.
GGUCCAAAUACAUCAGUACUUUGACAAGCAAACGCGAGUACUUCGAACACUGCUUCAUGCUCCCGCUAUAUUACAGACCAAAUGACAAUCGCUUCUUCGUCUGCCUUAGACAUGCCCUCACGAACGAACGAACGACCUAUAGGAAAUGGCAGUACUAUGGAAGCCACCCUUCCAACAUCCGCAACCCCUGUUUUCACUCAAGUCAAGCCAGAACUCAAUGCACCUGAAGAAGUUUCAGGACUGGAUAAUCAACUGAACACUCAAAAGAAGAAGAAAAAGAAGAAAGCGAAGAAGUCGAUGAAAGCGAACGAUACCCCAAAGGUUUCAGACAAUGUAGAUGAGGACCGUCCUCCAAUACUCUGUAUCAGCAGAAACAAGCAUUGGCGGUAUAUUAGCUCUUAUCAUGGACCAUGGCUACAACUACCAUUGGAACUUCUUGAAUCGCUCCUAAUUUUGAACUUAGAUCCUGCUACUUUAACUAUAUCCGACACACGAGUCUCUGCAGCAAAUUCAUCUUUCAGGGAUCCUCCUCAGGCACAUCGAAGUCGUGGUUUUGCCAGCGUUAGCGACCAUUCCUCUCCAGACUCUCCUCGCAGCAUGUUUACGAGCCUCCCACCACCACCGCCUUUACCUACACCCAAACCCGGGAAAGCGACUCCUCCUCCUAUUGAUCCCGGGGUCUUCCGUUCAGUAACUUAUAUUCGUCGUCUGAUAGACGAAGCUUCAGAAUUGUCCGUGCGUGCAUCGUCAGGGUUGUCCGCCGCAGCCCUUGGUUCAUUACGCGGAGGUUCGAGCUUUAGUCGUGAUCCAUGGGGUGCUGCACAUGUUCUAGGAAUAAACGGCAUGAACGACGGUAAUGGCGGGCGUCAGAUCUCAAUGUCGCCUACGCGUAUACACAAACUAAGAGUUCUCGCGGUGCAGAAGUUGGCCGCCGCCUACAAGGCUGAUGAGAUCGCAUCAAGCGUUAUGGUCAUGCAGGGUGGAAGCGUCUUUGAUGACAUUGCGGACCGGGUCCUUAAAGUUGAUCCUAAUGACGUCGAUGCAAAAUAUGUUCAAUUCUUCCACGAAAAGAUUCCUUCACGGUCGUAUAGGCAGUUGGCCGAAUCCACAACUACUCAGCAACUUGAUCAUCUAAUAGCUAUACAACCCCAUCGCUUGGAGUUUUAUCGUACUCGCGGUAUCGUCCACUGUUUCCGGGACGACUAUGCACUGGCUGUCAAAGACUUCACCUAUGUCUUACGAGAAUCUCGCGCCAUUCGUAAAGCUCGAUCCUCGCAUCAUACGAAUGGUACCUCAGGAGAACCGCAUGGCAAAGGCACGAAGAAAAGGAAGGGGAAAGCUGGCGGAUCAAAAAGCAACGGUCAAGCCCCGCCGAAUGGUACGAGUGCUCCUGCCAUAGCUCACUCGCCCAGUAUAGAUGGGCCGGACGGAGAACCACUGUUACUCCACCCGUCCGUCCUUCCAGAUGCUCCUGAGCCCAUCGAGCCGCAGUGCGUGUUCCUUCGUGGUGCGGCCUAUCUGCAGCACGCAGUUCAUCUCAUCGAGGAGGCUAUCCUCAAGUUAGAAGGUGUCCGCAAAACGCCAUCCGUGGAGGGAUCGGAACUUCGACUCUGUUACAUUGAAAAUGGAAAGUACGGUGGAGUCGAGAUCGGCAAUCCGGACGGCCCUCUUGGUAGCAGGGACGGAGAUAAACUCAAAGCAUACAGAGAAGGGUUGGCAAGCAGCGUAUUCAGAGACCAGAUCACAGGUCUUCUCAAGAAGGCUUUGCGCGACCACGAGAAGUUCUUGACUUACUUCGACACACUUGAAGGCUCCGAGGACGGCCAGGAUAGGGACUUGGCGCAGAAGGCUGAACUUGCAUACCACCUGUGCGAGAAUUUGCGCCAGAAUGGCCAGCAUGCCCUGCCCCCUCUUCCUGACAUCCCUGUAAUGUUCACUACUUAUCAUCCACUCUUGGUCGAGUCACAUUUCAGCGUUUUGCUCUGCCAACUGAUGCUAGGCGACUUCGCUUCUCUUAUCCCCACAUUCUAUCGCACUGCACAGCUCGUAGAUGGGCUAGAAGGGUACCCCGUCUUCCUUCCUCCUCGCUCUAUGUCUCAAGCAGAAUUUAUCGAGGUACUCGAGCGCCUUGCAGGCGGAUGGAAGAACGGCAUACAAGCUCAUUCUCUAUCUGAAGACAGUGACGAAGAGUUAACGCCUUCCAUCAUUGUGUCAUCGAGGUCUCCCAAUGGGAAGGGUAUAGAUCGGUCAAUGUUGUCACCUAUUGCUACAUCCGCGGCUUCAUCAUCAUCAGAUCUCACUAUAGACACAUCGCUGUCGGAGUACUCGUCUAUUGCCACCGCAAGUUUCACAGGCGUCAACGGGUCUAGCUCAAGUCAAGCUUACCAUGAAACCCCGGCAACGGAUACGCCCUCCACAACUUCUGUUGACGACACUCUUCCCAGUCCUACCAUGCUUAUUCACCUUCCAGUGCGCGCUGCAGCAAUAGUUGCGGAUGUUAGAAGUCGUGAACGAGACAACCUCGUCGAGUCUUUGGAUUGCGCUCGCAUGCUUCUCGGCCCCAUUGCAGCCAGACAGCGCCAGAAGAAGGUGGAGAAAUCUUCUCUGGAGAAAGCGACUGCGAAUGGUAAGAAGAAGCCGUUGAGUAUCAAUAUCCCUCUACACGGGCCAAGGGUGGAGAUUAUGCUUGCGUGGAUUGGUGCGGUACAUUUGUUUGACCUGGAUACCGUAGCAUAGAUACCUAGGUUCAAUGGGUUAUCGGGUUGUAGCGACGAUAGCUGAUAUAGGAUACCUGCCUUGUUGUAGUAUCGAUAGUUGUCCAUCAGUGCUCGAAACACUCUCGUUGAGGAUUCUC